GCGGCUUGCAGAAGCUUCAUGUGUAUUCGUGACGAGGAUUAAUACCAACUCCUGAGUGACGCGGCCGGGAGGGUCCCGACCCGUUUUGUGCGGUGCCGGACCGAUGCGCUCGACAGCGUAUAGGUUCGCCACUUCGCAGCGUCGAGGCAAGGAGCUUCUAGGGGCCUAUACAUACUACCUACACAUAACUCACAAAGACACUGGUAGAGGUGUCGUGUAUCUCCUGCUCAGCCGAGUGAUUGCAAGGAGAGGGCUUGAGCGGAAGCAUAGUCGUCUUGAAGCCUGCAAAUCGGACGCUCUCGUCAACGGAGGAAGGGGGGAGGUCAAGACUUGCGGAUCGUCGACGGAUUACAACGCUGAGGCCAGUCGUAGCAGCUCGAUGUCGUUUGAGCUUUUUGAGAGGAAACCCGAUCCCGAUAGAGAGAGGGCGAGCGGGAAGGGAGGUGGAGGAGGGGUGGUGCCGAUAUGGUACCUUGUGGUGCAUCUGUACACAGUGUGUGUCUUGAUUUCUGUAGCGCUGAUGGCAUCCCGAUCGCUUAAUGUGCCCUCUGUGCUGGGGAAAGGCCGAGACGGGAAGUUCCCGAAAUGGUCUCUCUUGAUCUUCUUCCCUUAUCAUCUUGGCCUUCGUGCUUACGUGGCUCUUCGACGCCGUGCUACUAAUGAACCCGCUUAUUCCAAGAUAGGCAGCGGGUGGUAUGUGGGUGGGUGGCCUUACAAACCCAAGUACUUGCCUCCUUCUGACGUGGCUGUCAUCGACUGUACUUGUGAGCUUCCCAGGUGUGACUUCGUUUCCUCCCGUGCUUACAUCUGUCUUCCUACUUGGGAUACGAGAUCCCCAUCAAGAGAGAAUAUCGAGAUCGGAGUCAAUUGGGCCCUAGCAAUGCAGGCGCAGGGAAAAGGGGUCUUCGUUCACUGUGCAUUCGGACAUGGCCGCAGUGUCGCCGUGCUGUGUGCUGCUAUGGUUGCAGCUGGGGAGGCUGAGACAUGGAAAGAGGCUGAGAAGAUGGUUAAAGCAGUUCGGCCGAGGAUAAGAAUGAGUGUUCUUCAAAGGCAAACACUGACAGAAUGGACUGCACAGAGAGAAGCUAUGCAGAAGAAGUAAAAGAGAGCAAGACGAAGAGUUGGAGAGCAACGUGGGAACGAGUCUAAAGAAGGUUGCAGGGCAAAGAGGAGAGGAGCUGAAUUAAAGGGGACAAGGGGGUUGAGGAGAGGAGUGGAGGAGGAAGGGAGAGAGAGAGAGAGAGAGAGAGAGAGAGAGAGAGAGAGAGAGAGAGAGAGAGAGAGAGAGAGAGAGAGAGAGAGAGAGAGAGAGAGAGAGAGAGAGAGAGAGAGAGUAGUUGGCCAUCGUGGAUUUGCAAGUCUGCUGCGACAGAUUUUUGUCCAUUGUGUGCAGGUUUUGUCCAUUCCUGUGAGUGGGAAUUCAGGUCAUUCUUUUUUUUGUGCUUUUUUUCGGCUUCGUCUGUAAUAGUGAUUUUGUAGGUCAGUCAGUGGCUCGAAUUUCAACUGGCCAAGUAGUAUAAUUGCUCGCUUGCAGUGAGCAGUUAGGCCAUUUGGGGUUUAUUUGGACGUCAGAUAAUCUCAGAUUAACCAGUUUAAAAUAUCCGAUAUUUAUGGCUGCAGAAGCAGCAGAACAGUGUUGCCUGGAUUAGUUUGACCUAGCCCAGGCACUUGGGCAUUUUUCAAUUGCCCAUCUUGAGUGGUGCUAGGCACCGCCAGCCGUUCGAUUGCAGCAAGUAGAUGGGAAAAGGGGAAGACAUCUAGCAAUGAUUCCGGGCAGCAUGUGCUGCAUUUCAUUUGCAGAGCAACGAACUCUGUGAAGAUUGACUCUGCAUCUUUUGUUUUGUGGUGAUCUCAACGCGCAAACUGUUGAGCACACGAUGUGUGACGAGAGAGAGAGUGCAUCCCUCUGUGUAUGUGUGUGUACGUGUGUGUAUGUGGGUGUACGUGGGCGAGGAAGGAUGCAUUUUCUCUCUAGUUCAAUUUUGGAGGACUUUCGAGGUCUGACCAUAUGCGUACAGUCUGGUAAGAAUGGCGGACCUGGACACGAUGUCUGCCACAUAAAGCUCCUGUCUGGCAGAGGCAUCUAUGCCGGUGAGUCAGAGUUCAGAGAGACAUGUGGGACAAUCAACCCAUGGGUCAGGUGUUUGUGGAAAAGAAACUUUUUAGACAAAUUUAUAACUUCUGUGGAGAGCAGACGAGAUGAUGCAGCACUGUUCUUUUCCCUCGAGUAAUGUUCACGUCACACUACGGACUUCGAGCCGGCAGUGUGACAUGUGCAUUGGCCUUCUGAGAGCUGCCAAAAUUUAGAUGCGGUGGGGUUAAGCCUGGCCGGAGUGCCUGGCUCAUCCCUGUGGCUGCGGCUAUCGAUGUGAGGGACGCUGGGCCCGUUUCCCAGCUUGUACAAUCAAAUGAGCAGUCUAAAAUCUUUUUGGCGGACCAGGAGAAAUUCCAGUAAACAUGUAAUUAAGAU
Messenger RNA from Chara braunii, 2470 nucleotides. The record is from the annotation of a GenBank genome assembly. Lineage: Eukaryota; Viridiplantae; Streptophyta; Charophyceae; Charales; Characeae.